Molecule: messenger RNA, 818 nt
Organism: Lathyrus oleraceus (garden pea)
Lineage: Eukaryota; Viridiplantae; Streptophyta; Magnoliopsida; Fabales; Fabaceae
Product: bet1-like protein At1g29060
Exons: 4
Coding region: 148-552 (134 amino acids)
Source: RefSeq, a predicted model, not a curated record
UUUUCAUUCUUGUUGCUUCGGUGGUGUUAUAAGAAAACGAAACAGACGCAAUUCGUUUCUGCACAAUCGAAAUCGUAAAUCAAGAUCAAGGAUUUGAUUUCAUUUUCUCUCUCUAUUUCUUCGAUUCAAGGUUUUUCUUCCAUUUCAAUGUCGUCGAAUUCCUUCAGAGGUGGAUCCUUUUACGGCGACGCUGAUCCUUAUCGAUCAAGAGAGGGACUCACCACCAGAACCGCCGCUGCUCCCUCCGAUGAAAUUCAGUUGCGUAUUGAUCCUGUCAUGGAAUUCGACGAUGAGAUCACCGGUCUUCGUGGUCAAGUUAGAAGAUUGAGAAAUGUUGCUGAAGAGAUAGGUACAGAAGUCAAGACUCAUAAAGAUUUUCUGGAACAGAUGCAAAUGACAAUGGCAAAAGCUCAAGCUGGGGUGAAGAAUAAUUUAAGAAGAUUGAACAAGAGCAUCGUGCGCAAUGGUUCAAAUCAUAUUGUUCAUGUGAUCGCUUUUGCAUUGAUCUGUUUCUUGAUUGUGUAUCUUUGGUCAAAGAUGUCCAGAAAAUAAGGCUUCACAGGGGUCUACUCCUCCAGCAUUGUAGUUGAAAAGAUUUCAUCCAAGUCCUUCUUUCAAUGACUCACAACGAUGCCUAACUUUGUUGUAUAGAGAAACUUUGUAAUAUACUUUGUGUAACAUACUAACAUAUCUUGGAUCGAAGUAGGUUUUUGUGUGAAGAAAAAAGAUAAUAUGGUAUUUAGUAGUUUGCAUGUCACGUUUUCAUUUGGUGUAAAAUUACCAUCAUUUAGAAAGAGGAGAAAGAUUUUUUUAAUAUA